AUGAGGACCUGCGUGCUGCUGUGUGCCCUGCUCGCUGCCGCCUGCGCCCGCCACGUGCGCCGGCCCAGGAGCGCCGACCUCGAGCCCGCCGCCUCCCACCACUGGGAGAAGGGCGGCGGUGGCGAGCACCACGGCGACCACCACCACGAGGGCGGCGGCCACAACGAGAAGGGCUACAAGGGGCACCACGAGGACCACCACGGCAAGCACGGCCACUCCCACCACGAGGGCCACAAGGGCCACUACGACGAGCACGGCGGCCAUAAGAAGCACCACCACCACGACGACGGGUACUACGACGAGCACCACCACGGCGAGAAGGGUGAACACGGCCACGGGUUCGAGGAGAAGGGCCACUUCCACAAGGGCCACUCGACGAAGGGACACCACGGCGUCCACAAGGUGGACGAAUUCAAGAAGGACAAGCACUUCCACGACAAGCACGGGGAGUCCGGCUUCGAGGAGGGCUACGGCGGCCACCACCACGAGGGCGGGUACAAGAAGGGCGGGGAGUUCCACAAGGGCCACAAGGAGGGCGGGCACCACGAGCACGAGCACGGCGAGAAGGGCCACCACGAGAAGGGCGGGCACCACCACAACCAUAAAGGCCACCACGACGAGGGCGGCCACCACGAGCACCACCACCACCACGAGGGCCACGGCAGCAAGGGCGGCCACGAGGACCACAAGCACUGGGGCUGGAAGCACUGA
Messenger RNA from Aricia agestis (brown argus), 711 nucleotides. RefSeq names its product histidine-rich glycoprotein-like. Bases 1 to 711 code for a protein of 236 amino acids. The record is from RefSeq and is a predicted model, not a curated record. The transcript has a single exon. Lineage: Eukaryota; Metazoa; Arthropoda; Insecta; Lepidoptera; Lycaenidae.